AUGAAGUACUUGCGUACCCUAUUUGAAGCCAACGGUUACCCGAAGUCGUUCAUACGCAAGUGUCUCAGGAAGUCCCACUCUGGGCGGUCGAACGAGGAGAAACCAAAGUUCUGGCUCUCGAUCCCCUAUGUGAAGAAUGUUUCAGAGGCGACUUCAAGAAUUCUGAAACCUUUUGGAAUCUGUAUGGCCCAUAAACUAGCAUCAACAAUCAGACAGCAGAUAAUGAGGCUCAAAGACCCGCUGCCGGUGACGGAACAAGCAGCGGUGGUUUACAGCAUACCAUGCCAAGAUUGUGAUGCAAGUUAUGUUGGUGAAACGGGGAAACGCCUCGGCACAAGAUUGCAUGAGCAUCAGCUUGUGAUUAACCGCAAGGAUAAGCUGUCGCUGGUGUAUGGCCACACACACAAUUUCGCUUUCGAGAAAACGCGGGUGGUCGCUCGACCCAAUGACAAAGUGGCCAGACUGAUGCUGGAAAGUGGGUCCUCGACCGACACCCUCAACCGGGCCAUAGACCUACAUCUCGCCUACCAGGCGCUUCGCGCGAGGCUCGAGUCAGUCCAGGCAAGGCCAAUGGCACGGAUGAAAGGAAUCACAGGGGAUCGACUACCGACGCUGGCGGAGAGGGAAGGCGCUGACCGAAAGUCACGUGACCGGCGUGGCACGCUAUCUCACGGACGUACUCGCGAGGCCGGAAAGACCACGCCUGAGGAGCGACGAUCGAUCAGCCCGCCGUCUGACGAGGGGGAGGCCAACGAGCACGCCGACGCGGCGGCGGCGGCGGCAACCACGUCAGGCGUGAGGGAGACAAAAGGCACGCCAGUCCGCCAAUGGCCAGGACCAGAGAGGCCACAAUCAGCCAACGGAAAGCAGGCUAACCAACGUGCGUACGCUGGGCACGGUUGUAAUACGAGGCAGGCGGCAAGGCUGAACAAAUCAAGGCCGGCAGGAAACGUCAGCGACCGACUUUGGUGAUGGGAACGAGUGUUUCCGAAACGUCAGUUUGAAUACAAUCUGGUCAAUGAAAUCGCCUUCUCUUCUUCGUUUUCCUCGGGGGAUGAUAUACACGAUAAUAUAUCUGGACCUCGAAUCUUCACGCAUAUUACACAUACAUAUAUACAUCGAUCGGUGAGCGCCGCUCUACCAUUGUAUGUUCCCGAUAAAAACCGACAAGACAACGAGCCCGUAGCCCAGUGGUUAGAGGCGUUGAACUUUUAACCAACAGGUCGCGAGCUCGAGCCUCGGGUGUUCCAAAUUUCGGGGUUGGGUAUGACUGGCUGACGACGACUAAUAAGCCAGAAAUGGCCAUUCCAUUCUCCCUUGUCUUUGUAGGUAAUACCAUUCUGCCUAUCUCGUGUGCCGCUGUGCGGCUGCUGGUUGCGCUCAAGAGAGAGAGAGCCCUCAGGCCCUACGAGCGAGUGAGUUCAGUAGAAACGAUCGAUGUGCGCCCCUCUACCAUUAUAUAUACAUCUAUAUGAGAGGAAAAGACUAUCUGUGGAAGAGCAGUUAUAUUAUCCGGAUGUUUCGAAAGCAUACAAGUUUCCGUGGUCGGGGAUGAGUGUGGUACCGCGCCUCGAAGUAUUUAUAGGUGGUGACAGUCAUGUUAAAACGGUUCAGAGCUGCAGGGAGGAAGGAGUCCCUUGAUGGAGCAUAGUCUUUUGACUUUGGUGGCCAUCGUCCGCACGGGGCCGGUGUUGGACGGGGGAAGGGAAAGUAGGGUGAUGUAAUGCCCUUAAUGUGGAUGCCUCUCGUCGGAAGUCAGUGUCCAGACGUUAACAGCCGCCGCCCGCACCCCCAUUGAUCUUGGUCGUCAUCCUAAUUUGGCAAUCUUUUUUGUCUAUUUUCUCGUCCGCUGGAUUAGUGGAUGAUACAGCUGCGCCUUCGUCAAGCUCGGGUUGUGCUGUGACCACAUGCGUGUCGACCAUGGUUUCGCCGUUCUUGGAUUUAUGUUUGGCCUGGGUUCACGUCUGUUCUGUUGUUCACUGAAAUACGUUCGGAAGGGUUUGACAGACCGCGGGAAGCGCCAUAAUACGGUUGAUGGUGUUAUCCCGUGUGUCAGUCUUUGGUUGUGUCGCCAGGUCAGCAGUCAUUUCCUACACCCGGGACUUCGGUAUUCUGAAAGUCGAACGUGUAUUCAUUGUCUGCUCAGUUUUCCCCCACCAGAGACAAGGGGUUCAUCCUACUUACUGCCCUAAUGUGUUCUCCAAGACGGGUUCAUAGUCGUUUGCCAGUCUCUCUAAUGUAGUUAUUUUCACAGAAGUUACACUGUCGCCUCACCUCGUGGUAGAGGGAGGGAGGCCCGCGGCUCGUGACCAGAUGUUGGACUGUUGACUCCAAACGAUGGGAGAUGCCGAUCCCCAGCGAGGGACCGCCUCAGGAACACCGUCAAUGUCCACAAGCAUAAGCCAGAUUUCUGGCCAUUGUCACCGAACUCCGGAUGGACCUAGGCUGUCUUCCGAGUUCGACAAGGUCACAGGGAUACCGUUGGCCAUUAAGAGACCCCCUGAGUAACUGUGGUCUGGCCUUCUGUCGUCCGGCUCGCCGAAUUGUGUUUCUGUCCUUCUGUAGAGUGUUUUCAACCUCGUCAAUUCCGACAGACAACCUAGGUAAAGCCGAAGUCCGGUGGCAAAAUGCCCAAAAAAGUUAUCGAUUGCUUGCAUACAGAGGUGGCCUGUUGAGGAUCGGCAUUGCUCACCGUCCGGAGCUAACAAUCCGACAUUCAUUCAUGGUAUCUUUAUUCGUCAUCCCCCUGCUACGAAGUUAAACGACGUCACCUACCGGACCCUGUGCAACUCCUGGGAAGUUAACUGCACUGAAGCGACCGGCAAACGACUAAAAACCCGUGUUAGAUAACGCAGGAGGACAGAAAGGAGGAUGGACUCAUUGUCUCCGUUACUAAGGCAGAACCCAAGCAUCUCAAAAACGCAGUACAUUGAAAUGUGGAUGAGUUGUCUUGCAGGCGUCGAGCUACGCUCUCAAUUUUCAGGUCAUAUAGUGUUGGAGAAAACAGAGCAACCACACCAAAUGAUAAAAUGUCUUCAUUGGGCUUCACUUGAAGACCUUAGAUCUUUCGAGGAAAUGCCUGAAAGUGUUUGACACUGCAUUGUGAUCUAUCAUGAGUCAGCAUAACUAUUUGAUCAGGCACUUCGACCGCCGUGACCGAGGAGUUCUACCUUGUGCUCCACAGCUGGGUAAGAGCGGGGACAGUGGCUUGCAUGUGAAUUCGUUUAUAGCGAUAGGAAUCUUGCGCCACAGAGGACGAAGAUGCGAUCACUGGAACAAUAAACUUAUAGGCCUGACGUUUCGGAUUCUCACUUGGACCCAUCACCAGAGACAGUCGCAAAUAAGGGGUAGUGAUGGCACAAGGAAGGCAGUAUUUGCUGGUACAAGCGAAGAUGCGAGUUUCAGGAGCUAGUUGAUAAGAACUAGAGUAGAGCUCUGGAACAAUAGCUUUAUUCACCCGACGUUUCGGAUUCUCACUUGAACCCGUCAUCAGAGACAGUGCUUCGUGGACAGGAAGUUGCAAUAUUUAUAGGAUGCAGCCGUUAUGCUAUCGCAUUCCUGUGAUAAUUAACCCCUCUCCCGUUCAUCGAGGAUUGAUGUCCACUGGCGCGCUAACUGCUUGAUGGUCGGUAUGCAAGUUGAUAACUGCUUAAGUUUCAUCGCAUGUGUUGGAUGCUAGCGCGAUGAUUGGUCGGCCAUCUGACACACCGGCCUGCGCGCUCCCCAAGUGGUUAAUUAAUUUGGCCAGAUUAUGUCUCAGCACGGAAUAUGGAGUGGGGACGUCAUUGUACUUGUUGAUCGACUUGGGUCCCGUGAACCAUGACUCAAGCAGCUCUCGGCUCAUGAGGCUAUCCCCUCUCGCGAGAAUUUCGACCUCAUCGAGCUUGAAUGUGUGGCCGGGUCUCGUCGAAUGGGCCGCGACCCGAGAGAUGGCGUCACUUCUCCGCACUGCCGCCGCGUGUUCGGCGACUCGCGUCCAGAGCAGUCUUCCAGUUUCUCCAACGUAGUUGCUUCGUCGCAACUGCACCAGAUCCGGUAAAAAACUCCAGAUGUUUCUUGCCCCGGCAGUGUGUCUUUUGGUCUCAUAACCCGACGCCUAAUGGUCGCCUCCGGUUUGUGGGCAACUCCAACCCCAAAUGGUGCGAGAAAGCGACUGACGGCCUCGGAGCCGUUCUUGACGUAUGGAGUCGUUCGUUAAAAUUUGAGGUCAGUACGACUGCGUCGCUUGUCUCGUUUGCCCAUGCGCUGGUUGGCGAAGUUGCGUGGGUAGCCAUUUUCCCUGAAAACCCGUCGAAGAUAUUGGGAUUCGGCAACCUUGUCUUUCGGUUUACUGCAGUGCGUCUCAACACGCCGAUAUAGCGUUCUUACGCAACUGCGUUUGUGGUUGAUUGGGUGGUUGCUGUUGAAGUUCAGUAAUUGCGUCAUGUUCGUCGUUUUCGUGAACACUUUGAUCUUUAGGCCACCGCAGUCUUUGUGACAGACGAGGACAUCAGGGGAGGCCAGCUGGUUAUUUUCUUCCUCCUUCAUCGUAAAUUGUACGUCCGGGAAGACGCUACUGAGACGUUCUUUGAACGCAGUUGCGUAAGGACGCUAUUUCGGCGCGUUGAGACGCGUUGCAGUGAAACGGAAAACAGGCUUGCGGUUUUGCAAUAUCUUCGAAGGGCACUGAGAGCGAAUGGCUAUCCGCGCAACUUUGUCAACCGGGGCCUACGAAGACGACACCAGAGACCAAAUCCAACCGGCCCAAAAUUUUGGCGGGCUCUUCCGUACGUAAAGGUCUCGGAAGCCGUCAGUCGCCUUCUCACUCCAUUUGGAUUUUGGGUUGCGCACAGGCCGGCAGCAACCACCAGGCGCCAAGUCAUGAGGCCGAAUGACCUGCCUAUCGGUUAGCGGAUCUGAUGCAGUCGCGGGCAAAGCAACUACGUCGGAGAAAUUGGAAGAUUGCUCCGGCGGCAAAUGACCGAGCACGCAGCAGCCGUCAGGCGAGGAGACGCUAGCUCUCAGGUGGCGGCUCAUUCGACGGGACCCGGCCAUACUUGCAAGUUUCAAGAGGCCAAAUUCCUCGCAAGUGGAGGCAAUUGCGUGAGUCUUGAGCUGCUCUACUCAUGGUUUUAGGGCCUGGAUUCCAUCAACAAGCACAACGACCUCCCGUUACCGUAUUCUGUGCUGAGAUUUUCCUCGGGCAGGGGAAUCAGUCACGUGGGAAGGGUGCAGAUAAGCAACAAUCCCAGUGAGAUUGAGCCAAAUUGCCGAGCAAUCGUCCUGACAGCAUCCAACACGGAUGACGAAAUCGCGGCGAUUUAUGACUUUGACUGAGAAGGCACCAUCUCCAACGGUGAUUGUGAGAGCUGUUAAUUAUAGUAUGCAUAUGGUCCCAUGGCACCUACGUACUAUAAAUACUGCACUUCUUGUGCCGUUAGUACCUAUUAUUUGCGACUGUCUCACGUGAUGGGUUCAAGUGAGAGUCCGAAACGUCAGGCUAAUAAAUUUAUUGCUCCAGUGAUCGCAGUUUCGUCUACUGAACUGCUUCAGGGGACUCGCCUGUUCGCUCCUAUCGGCAAACUUGCGCCAUAUCUACCGUUCUCUUUCCUCUUCCCACACCUGGUCCGGUGCCAUUACAGGGUGAAUAAGACUGGAUAGGGGAGAGGGCGCAGAUAACUAACAUGGCGAAAACCCAUGCUUAGGCAUACCACCACAACCCCUGGCGCCACUUGGAGAAAGAAGCCGAAAAGCACAAUUCCCACUUGCGUGAAAGGUGCCAGUGAUGUGGGGUGCUGAUGUUCAUGUGUGGUGCAUGUGUUCAUGGGGAAUGCGUGGUGGUGGUGGUGGUGGUGGUGGUGGUGGUGGUGGUGGUGGUGGUGGUGGUGGUGGUGGUGGUGGCGGCGAUUUACGGCCUAUUUGGGAGAGCGCACAUGGCCGAACAGACCUACGCGAUGCCUGAAUGUGCGAGGGCAACGCGGAAGAUGAGGCAAUGGCGUCUGGUGUACGCUGAUGCCAGCUUCUGUGCGAUGCAUUCGCAAGUGACCGAUGGGUAGGGUGAAUGUGCGCUAGCAGUGUGAGCAGGAUGUGUUGGGCGAUGCUAUGUCGGUUGCCGUUGUGGUGCUGGUAGAGGUGACCGCGCUGGCGGGUGGAGAGUUGAUGGGGCUGUGGGUGGACAGUUUGCGGGUGUUCAAGGCGAGCUAUUGGACGAUCAAAUGAGUUGCCCUAUGGUCCGCGACAGCACAUCCGCUUUGUGCAGCCUUGGAAGGUCAUAUUCGUGUGCAGUAUGGGGAUCACUGAGGACCAGGAACCUGGAGUCAUCGGGAUUUAUGAGCUCACGCGAACCUUCUGCUCUUGAGUUGCCCCGACUUAAGAUGGUAGCUUCCUAAUGAUCGGAUGUCUAGUUUCUCCAAAGUGCGUUGCAAGUUGAGAGUUUGAGUCUAGACUCCGAGUUACCGAUUUGUGCUCUUGUAAGCGAGUUUGCAACUUCCGCUCGGUUUCCCCAAUAUAGUUUCAGCCCCCAACAUUGCAACUUAUUCUGUAGACAACUGUUGAUGUUGCAGUGGAUGGCAGAAUGUCCUCAAGUUUCAUUAAACAACGCCGGAUUGUUGCCUGGGGACAACAGGCUAUGCCUACUAAUUUGAGUUGUAAUGGGGUGUAGGGGUGUUCAGCAGUGGGUUCACGUGACGGACGUAGUAGGUCGCUCGCUUGCUUGCAGGUGUAGACUACGCCUAGAACCUAUUUACUGGCACCCAACCCUCACAUGUGGCUCCCCGAAGCUAGGCUCUGUCUACUGGCCACACCUCGGCAACCGCCUCGACCGGCGAGCUAGAUCAGGUGAGGAUAUCCAGGUGUGCACACAGUAAUCUCGGCUCCGCUGGCCGGCAUUGGUAUCCCCGUGAUGGGGUCCCAUAUGGAACACCGUAGGAGGCCACAAGGUAAGGGAGUCACUAGGUUAGCGAACAUUGUUCUGCUGCCUUUGCUUUUGCUUGUUCUUCGCUGCCUGUCCUCUGUCGGCUUGUUUUUAUCUGGCCUUAUUGUAAGCUGCAUGCAGUUCUAUUGAGUGUGUCUGCUCAUCGUUUAUAUUUCAGCAGCCAGUUAGCUUAAAGAGGGUUCCGAAAAUUUUGCAUUUUGUUUCUUUGUACUUCCCCCACCCCUUCAAGCUUACGGCGAUAUCGUAGGAGUCCCAGGCUAACUCGGGUCAUCCUCCCAUUAAACAGAAGUCGUAGUCCAUGGCGGAGUUCGGCUACCGUCUGAGACAACUAAGCAGCCCUAUAUAGAGAGAACACUGCUGACCCCCGUGAGGGCGAAGUGGUUGGAAAGGCUGCCCCAAACAAAUGCUGAGAACCCACGCCGUCUGCAGGCUGGUUGUGGCCUCAGACGCAAAACCCACGGUCGAAACAACCAAACGAGCAACAAUAAUAUGUCUCUCAUCCCCCUCCUCCUCCUGCAGCCCCAACUCACGGGCUCGUUGGGUGAGUCCGCUCAUUUUGGCAGCCUGGAAUGACUGUCCCUUUUAGACUUUUAGAAGCAACCGACCAGAACGGUGGACAGCGCUAGUGGAUCGCGAACUAGCGCGCUACAAGGUGGGCAUCGCUGAACUCGGCAAGACUCGCUUCUCCGAACAGGGCCAACUGGAGCAGGUUAUUGCCGACUACACCUUCUUCUGGAGCCGUCGCCAAAAGGCAGAGCGACGGGACGCGGACGUCGCCUUUGCCAUCCGAAAUGACAUCGUGGGACGACUACCCUGUCUUCUGCAGGGCAUCAACGAUCGCCUGAUGAUUCUCAAGGGAGGCAAAUUUGCCACUAUUAUCAACGCCUACGCACCCCCGAUGACCACCCCCGACGAGGCAAGGGGCAAAUUCUGCGAGGGGCUGCAUGCCAUUCUGGUGACUGUCUUGAAUUUGGAUAAGCUGAUUUUCCUUGGUGACUUCAACGCCCGCGUCGGCAAAGACCAUGCUGCAUGGAGAAGAGUGUUGCGUCCCCAUGGUCUCAACGGCUUCAAUGACAAUGGUCUGCUCCCUCUGCGAACCUGCGCUGAACAUACUCAUCCUGACGAACAUCUUCUUCUGACUCCCAAUGUGAGAGAUCAGCUGGAUGAACCGUCGGUCGCGACGCUGGCACCUGCUGGACUAUGUCCUCGUCCGGAAGUGAGACCGGCGGGACAAAGGCAAUCCCUGGUGCCGACGGGUGGACCGACCAUCGCCUCGUCAUCUCGAAGAUGAGGAUUCGCCUGCAGCCUCGCAGGAAACCCCAAGGUAAGUGACACCCAGAUAAGCUGAAUAUUGCCUUGUUGUCUUUGCCUGCUCACCAUCUCCAUUUCAGCAUCGAGCUAGUUCAACGGCUGGUCAACAUUCCAGUCGCCGCCGUCGUUGACGACAACGCCUCCGUGGAGAAACGAUGAUGUCAACUGCGGGACACAAUCCAGUCGACGACCCUGGCCAUCCUCGGUUGGGCAAGUCGCCAACACCAGGAUUGGUUCGACGACAGCAACGCCGCCAUCAGCAGCCGGCUCGUCGAGAAGAACAGUCUGCACAAAGCCUACGUCACUCGCCCCACCGACGACACCAAAGCAGCCUUCUGCCGCAGUCGCCGUCUUCUACAACAACGACUGCGCGAUGUAAAGGAUGCGUGGACGGCUCGCGAGGCAGAGGACAUUCAAGGGUACGCGGAACGCAAAGAAUGGAAAAACGUCUUUGUCGCGACCCAAAGUCCUCUACGAUCCGUCAAUCAAAGCUACUGCACCUCUUCUCAGCGCCGAUGGCAGUACCCUACUCCCUGAGAAGACACAAAUUCUACAGCAGUGGGUCAUGCACUUCCGGGGCGUCCUCAACCGUCUCUCCACCAUCUUCAACGACGCCAUUGCCGUCUGCCUCAAUUGGAGACCAACGCCGACCUCGACCUCCCGUACUCUUUUCACGAAACCAUCAGGGCCGUACAGUAGCUCUCCAGCAGGAAAGCGGGCGGAUCGGACGCGAUACCCGCUGAGAUCUACAGGUACGGUGGUCCCCAACUCAUGGAUCAUCUGACGGCACUCUUCCAGAAGAUGCAGCGCUAAGGAGAAGUCCUGCAGGAUUUCAAGGACGCAACGAUCGUCCAUCACUAUAAGCGGAAGGAUAAUGGCCGGCAUCUCCUUACUGGACAUCGCUGAAAAAUCUUCGUUCGCAUCCUUCUCGGCCGUCUUAACAACGACCCAGAACAAGGUCUCCUGCCGGGAAGUCAGUGCGGUUUCCGCCGUCAUCGUGGAACCACGGACAUCAUCUAUGCUGCCCGCCAAAUUCAGGAGAAGUGUCUGGAGAUAGUCAUGCGGAAACUCAUGCAGAAAUUGGACUGUCCCGAAUGAUUCGCUCAUAUGGUGCGUCAGCUUCACGACGGCAUGAUGGCGCGAGUCACGGACAGUGGAGCUGUCCCAUAGCCGUUCGCAGUGACCAAAAAAGUGAAGCAGGGCUGCGUCCACGCGCCUAUCGUCUUCAGUCUCAUGUUCUCUGCCAUGUUGAUGGACGCCUACUGUGACGAACGCCCCGGAAUCCGCAUCGCCUACAGGACGGAUGCUCAACUACACAACCACCAGAGGAUACACUUUCAAUCGCGCGUAUCCACAAGCACAGUUCACGAACUUCCGUUUGCCGAUGAAUGCACCUUAAACUAAACUACUGAAGGAGACCUGCAAAGAAGCACGGACCUUUUCUCUGCCGCCUGCAAGAACUUCGGUCUGGUCAUGAACACGGGGAAGCCGGUGGUCAUGCACUAACCGCCAUCCAACACUGCCCACAAUGCUCCGCAAAUUACCGUAAAUGGAACCCAACUGCUGGCGGUGGACAACUUCACGUAUCUGGUCAAAACCGUCUUCUGCUGUACCAACGUCGACGAUGAAGUGAUCCGCCGAAGUUUAAAGGCCAGUCAAACCUGCGGUCGUUUUCAAAACACAGUUUGGAAUCGUCACAGUCUUCAACUCAGCACGAAACUGAAGAUGUACAAGACCGUCUUUACUCUAUGGAACAGAGACCUGGACAGUGUACACGAAGCAGGCACGUCCUUUUCAGAUGUCUUCGCCAAUAAUGAAACUGAGUUGGCAGGACCGGAUCCCAGACACGGACGUACUGGAGCGAACAGGAAUCCUCAACGUCUACGCUGUGCUAAGACAAUUGCAGCUACGCUGGAGCGGCCACCUAGUACGGAUGGACGACGAGAGACUACCCAAACUACUCUUCUAUGGAUAUGUCGCGACGGGUUCACGCAGACAAGGAGGCCAAUUCCGUUGCUAUAAGGAUACUCUGAAAGCCUUCCCGAAGUGCCUGCAGAUCAACCCUGCAAACUGGGAAGACCUUGCCGGGGACUGGCCUACGUAAAGGAGAACAGUGAAGACAGGCUUAGCAAUCUUCGAAGCCAACCGCAUCACCGCCGUUAAAGCCAAACGCGAGACACGCAAAUCUCCACUGACGCCGCUGCUGCCUCACAGCGCCCAAGCCCAGCCGCCUCCAACGGGUCCAUGAUGUCAACGGACAUCCCGGGCGCCAAUUGGAUUUGCUGGACACCUCCGGAUCACCUGCGGCACCCGGACUGCACCAACCACCGUCUCUCCGUCCACUUCUUCCUCGCCUCUCACGCCGUCAACUAACGUUGAUUGUCCUCCCAAACCACCACUACCAUCCUUCUCCCCUCCCCUCGCCCUCUGUCACCGCCUCAAUGUCUGCCGCCGUGGCGUCUGCCAUGGCCAUCGACACUAUAAACAAUCCUGACAUACCAACAAACACCAACACUACCACCGUCAACAACAGUAACGAGGAUCGGGUUUAUACUUGUUCUCAUUUCUAUCGCACCUUUACCUCACACAUCGACCUGGUCGGUCACUUGCAACUCCAUCGCACAGAGACUGGCGAACCAGUGCCUGCAGCACCAGUCUACAAUCGCCUCGUCCGCCUCUACUGUCCACAUGGCACUCGCACAUUUAGCCACCGCAUGGUCUAUUAG
Spirometra erinaceieuropaei is the source of this 10950-nucleotide messenger RNA. The record is from the annotation of a GenBank genome assembly. NCBI's taxonomy places the organism in Eukaryota, Metazoa, Platyhelminthes, Cestoda, Diphyllobothriidea, Diphyllobothriidae.